AUGUGUGAAUGUUCAACGAAUGGAACAGAUCUUCACCUAGCUCUUCACGAUGGUUAUAUUAUUCGACAGUCUGAACAAUUCUUUAGAUGUUAUAAAACAUAUCUACAAACAAUGAUGGAUUUAGUUCGUUUAUCGUCAAUAAAUGUCACUUCUGAAAUAAAUGAACAAAUAUUAAAUGAUAUUAAACUUAAUCAUCCUGUCGAACCAAUCGAUAGUCUGUUACGUCAAUUAGUCUAUUAUUUACCUUCUUCUGAACAAAAUUAUGGUAAUUUGUGUCGUAGUAUAACACCAGAUGGUCAUAUUCGAUGGUUGUGCAUGGAACAUUAUUUGAAAGUGCAUGAAUUUAGUAAGGAAUUUUGUCAAGGAAUUGAAAGUAUAGGCAGUGUAUAUGAUCGGGAACGUUCACUUAUUAUAUUAAAUAAUAUUGAAUUAACAAAGAAUCAAAGUCGAACCUUAGGUCAUCUAUUAUGUUACAACAAUCGUAUAUGUGAAUUAUUACUUAAAAAAAUAAAAAUUCGUGUGAAAGAUUUCGAAAAAUUAAUUUCAAAAAUUUGUCAACAAUCGACACUUCGUUCACUAGAAUUGAAUGAAUUAUCCAUUGUUAGUCUAUUUGGUGUGAAUAAAACAAAAGAAUGUUUAAAUGAACAAUUGAAACACCUAUUUCAUAGUCGAUUAACUGAGAUAAGAAUAAUAAAAAAUGUAAUCAAUGAUGAUGGUGGACAAAUAAUGACAAAAAAUUUCGAACAUAUCAAAUAUUUAACGUUACAAGAAAAUCAUCUUUCAACUAAAACAUUGGAACGAAUUAUUCAGACAUUGAAAACAAAUAUGACUCUCAUUAAAUUUGAACUUAUGAUUGAUAAUGAUCCGAAUAAAUAUUUACAAAAUCUCUUUCAAUCGUUAGAAUUUAAUCAACGUCUAGAAGAACUUAGUUUAUUUUCAUCAAACACAAACUAUUCAUUGGUAAAUCAAACAUCUCAUAUAAUAGUUCAAUCAUUAGAACGAAAUAAUCGAUUAAAAAGUUUAAUAUUAAGGAAUUUUUGUUUCUCGUCGUCUUGUAUGAAGUUAUUUGCACGAUUAUUUGAAAUGAAUCAAACAAAACUAAAACAAUUUGGAUUAAAUUCAUGUCAAAUAGAAGAUGAAUCAAUUGUAUUGUUAUUGUUGAAUGCAUUAAAAACAAAUAAAAAUUUAAUACAAUUAGAUUUAACUGGAAUACAGUUAUCAAACGACAUUAAGUAUCAAAUAGAACAAUUAAUGGAAACAAACAAUGGAUUAAAUGUCAAAUUUGAGUAG
Messenger RNA from Didymodactylos carnosus, 1290 nucleotides. The record is from the annotation of a GenBank genome assembly. NCBI's taxonomy places the organism in Eukaryota, Metazoa, Rotifera, Eurotatoria, Philodinida, Philodinidae.